Molecule: messenger RNA, 1978 nt
Organism: Glycine soja
Lineage: Eukaryota; Viridiplantae; Streptophyta; Magnoliopsida; Fabales; Fabaceae
Product: NADPH:adrenodoxin oxidoreductase, mitochondrial-like
Exons: 13
Coding region: 16-1662 (548 amino acids)
Molecular function (GO): oxidoreductase activity
Source: RefSeq, a predicted model, not a curated record
UGUUGCUUAUUCUUCAUGAAUUUUUGGGUCACAGUCAGGCCCAAUUCAAUUGGACUUGUAAGGCCCAAAACGAUCUAUCCACCAUACCAAUCCAGACCCGAAACGAAUCAAGUCGGACCUGUUCUGUUUCUGUUUGUGAGAGACACAACACAACAUAGAAGAGGUGAUUUCCGUCCCAACAGUAAAACCUUCACUGCAGAAAAAACCGAAAUUCCAUUUGUGUAUUUUUUUUCCCCCUCUCAGAUAAUAAAAUGCAAAAACUGGAACUUUUGGGAGCUAGAAGGUGGCUCUGUAGGAGCAUUUCUUCAAACCCAUUGCGGGUGUGUGUUGUUGGAAGUGGCCCUGCUGGUUUCUACACUGCCGAGAAGGUUGCCCACGCCUUUUGGGUUGGUUCGCUCCGGUGUUGCACCCGAUCACCCUGAAACCAAGAUUGUCAUCAACCAGUUUUCAAGAGUGGCACAUCAUGAACGAUGCUCAUUUUUGGGGAAUGUGACCCUUGGAUCCAGCAUUUCUCUCUCUGAAUUACGCGAGCUGUAUCACGUGGUUGUCCUUGCAUAUGGUGCCGAAAGUGAUAGAAGUCUUGGUAUUCCAGGGGAGAACUUGAAAGGGAUACAUUCAGCUAGAGAGUUUGUUUGGUGGUAUAAUGGGCACCCGGAUGGACGAAAUCUUGAGCCAGACCUAAAGAGUACUGAUACAGCUGUAAUCCUUGGCCAGGGAAAUGUUGCUUUAGAUGUUGCAAGGAUUCUUUUACGACCUACUACAGAGUUAGCAACAACUGAUAUUGCCAGUCAUGCAUUGGCUACUUUAGAGGAGAGCUCUAUCAGGGUGGUUUAUUUGGUUGGAAGACGUGGUCCAGCCCAAGCAGCUUGUACUGCAAAAGAACUACGUGAAAUUCUUGGUAUUCAUAAUGUUGAUAUUUUCAUUCAGGAAUCUGAUCUACUUUUAACCCCAGUUGAUGAGGAAGAACUUAAGAGUAACCGAAUACAGAGAAGAGUUCAUGAGUUGCUCUCUAAGGCUGCUACCUCGAAACCUAAACAUGCUUGUUUGAACCAACGUGAGCUCCAUUUUGUCUUCUUCCGUAAGCCAAAUAGUUUUCAAGAGUCGAAAGACAGAGCUGGCCAUGUUUCUGGCAUGCAUUUUGAGAAGACAGUUCUUCAAGGUGUUAGCCCUGGCAAACAGAUUGCUGUUGGUGCUGGAGAAUUUGAAGAUAUAAAAUGCGGGAUGGCACUUAAGAGCAUUGGUUACAGAUCAGUACCAGUUGAUGGCUUACCUUUUGAUCAUAAGAAAGGUGUAGUUCCAAAUGAUAGAGGACGAGUGUUGAGUGACCCUUCAGAUCCUUCAGUUCUUGAAAAGGGCUUGUAUGUAUGUGGAUGGCUGAGGAGAGGACCGACUGGAAUUAUCGCCACAAACCUCUAUUGUGCAGAAGAAACUGUUUCGAGCAUAUCAGCAGACCUUGAAAACGGAGGGUUGAUUUCGUCAUCAACCUUGCCCAAACCUGGCAGGGACGGACUUCUCCAGCUUCUGCAUGAUAGAAAUGUCAGAGUAGUUUCAUUAAGUGAUUGGGAAAAGAUAGACUCUGAAGAAAGGAGGCUUGGAAGUUCAAGGAACAAACCUAGGGAAAAACUAGCCAGCUGGGAUGAACUAUACAAAACUACCUCAUAAUGAAUCAAUUAUUUCACAUGAUACUUCAUUAUUUUAGCUUGAUAAACAUCUUAUCGUACACCAAGAACAGUAAAUAAUUUAUACACAUUUGUUGGCGAAGUCAUCCUCUUUAUCUGUUGUAAUGCCCCCACUUUAUUUUGUUACAUUAUUUUUUAAAAGCAGAAAUCCCUUUGAAGAGUUCUUUUAGUUUUAAUUUUCAGUUCUAAUCUUUGUCGUCAUGCAUACCUGCGGACAGAGGCAUGAAUUUUUGGAUUGAUCACAAAUCAUGUAUCAAAGAACCUGUUGAGCAAUGAUAAUUGUCUUGUUGUUGCCUUAC